AUGGGGUUCGUCAGUGAGUACAAGGACAUGCACGCCCACGACAACACCAAGUUGCAAGUGAUCCACACGAAUGACAAGAAGCAGAUGGCGACCUCCCUCGAGCAGUAUGAGUGCGACCUCGGACUCGAGUGCCACAAGAUCGUCGGAAUCGAUCUGGAGUACACCAAUGAGCCUGAUGAGACACAGAAACCCGCCCUCGUGCAACUCUCUGAUGGCAAGACUCAGCCGGUGCUUCCUUUCCAACUGAGCGCCGCUGAAAGAUGCACCGUCUUCGACAAUUUCCUCGCUGACCCGAGGUACACAUUUUCUGGCUUCUCCAUCAGCACCGACAAAACCAAGCUCGAGCGAGUUAACUUGGAGGUGACUAACUUCAUCGACAUCCAGAAGGAAUGGAGGGUGAAUGAGUCCACCAAGAAUUUGGACUCCCUUGAGGAAGUCGCCUGCAUACUCAUCGAUGACUACUACAACAACACGAAGAAGAAGAUCGUCAAUGAGGAGCACAAGCGCUGGGGCUCCCUGCCCCUAUCCAAGAGGCACACCGAGUACGCGGAAAAGGACACAUACACAGCAUACGAGAUAUAG
Messenger RNA from Hordeum vulgare subsp. vulgare (domesticated barley), 582 nucleotides. RefSeq lists its product as uncharacterized. Gene Ontology annotation, biological process: nucleobase-containing compound metabolic process. The coding region runs from base 1 to 582 and encodes 193 amino acids. Gene Ontology annotation, cellular component: nucleus; cytoplasm. NCBI's taxonomy places the organism in Eukaryota, Viridiplantae, Streptophyta, Magnoliopsida, Poales, Poaceae. The record is from RefSeq and is a predicted model, not a curated record. Gene Ontology annotation, molecular function: nucleic acid binding; 3'-5' exonuclease activity. The transcript is spliced from 2 exons.